Messenger RNA from Truncatella angustata, 1187 nucleotides. Its product is annotated as putative UDP-galactose 4-epimerase. The record is from RefSeq and is a predicted model, not a curated record. Bases 191 to 1090 code for a protein of 299 amino acids. NCBI's taxonomy places the organism in Eukaryota, Fungi, Ascomycota, Sordariomycetes, Amphisphaeriales, Sporocadaceae. The transcript has a single exon.
AACAAGACAAGAUGAAUACAGAAACGGUCUCAGUGCCACAUGAAAUCUGUGUUCGUUUAUCGGAAGCCCGGCUCGAUGACGUCGUUGUUACGGAUAGCAUCAUAAUGAUGUUUGGCCACAGCCUAACCCCAUACUGUAACCGAGCGGUGAUUUAUAACACAAACCAACAUACACUUAUAGCAACCAAAAUAUGUUCCUCAGAGCAAAUUCCUUCAUAAGAGCAUUUCACACAACAGUACCAAGAAAUAUGAAGAUCGCAAUCACAGGAGCACGUGGCACAGUCGGCCAGGAGGUCGUCAAGCUGUGCGCUGAAAAGGGCCAUGAAACAGUACAGAUCAACCGCACCGAUCAAGAAAAGGACGAUACCCCCAACACAGAGAUGCGCACGGCGGAUGCAGCAAACAGCUACGAAGACACAGUCAAAGCCUUCAAGGGGUGUGACGCCGUCAUCCACCUCGCUGCGAUUCCCAACCCCGUGGACAAGCAUGACAGCACGGUCUUCGCCAACAACGUGCUGGCGGCCUUCAACGGGCUGAGGGCGGCCGCGGAGGUCGGAAUAAAGCGAUUCUGCUACGCGAGCAGCGUCAACGCCAUUGGCCUCGCAUACGCAAACCAGCCGCUCAAGUUCCCCUACUUCCCCAUCGACGAGGACUACCCCGUCAACCCCACGGAUGCGUAUGCGCUGGGCAAGGUGGAAGCCGAGACGGCGGCCAAGGCGUUCCCCAACUGGUAUCCUGGCAUGAAGGUCGCAUGUCUGCGAAUCCACGAGGUCGCAGGCAAGAAGGAUGUGCUGCAGGAGCACAAAGAGAACUGGGAGGAUGCUGGCGUCAAGCAGCUCUGGAGUUGGGUCAACCCUGUCGCGACGGCGAGAGCCUGCCUUCUGUCUGUCACAGAGUCGGACAAGUUUGAGGGCUGUGAGAUCUUUAACAUCUUGGCUCCGGACACGACACUGGAUACACCAUCGAAAGAUCUUGCAAAGAAAUAUUACCCCGGCGCCGAGAUCAAGGGUGACUUCAGCGGCAACCGUGCCUUCUGGACGACAGAUAAGGCAGAGAGGAUUCUGGGCUGGAAGCAUCACGAGAAGGAGUAGGGCAAACAAUGGGACUAUAGCGUUACCUAGUAAUAUCUAGCAUUUUUUAAGGCGCUGUUUUGCAGCGAGGUAAUACCAAUUGGCAUGUUGAAAUGCG